AUGGCGCGUUCAAACGCAUAUCUCGCGCCCCUCUCCCUCAUAUUCCUCGGCGGCUCCCUAGUGAUGCUGUUCUUCGUCAUCCUAUCAGCCGUCACCGAUACAUCACCCCUAAGACAAACCUACUUCCUGUCGGCCCAGACCGGCGGCAUAACGGGCGCCCGCUCCGUCACCCAGUGGACCUACUUCUACAUCUGCGGUGAAGGCAACAUCGACUGUAGCGGCGCAUGGCCUGCUCCCCCCCUAGGUUGGGCCUGGUCCGCAAACCCGGCUAAUGCGCCCUCUUCUCUGAUCGGUGCCCAUGGUGGCGAUACUACGAGCUCCUACUUCUUCUACAUGUGGCGGUUCGGCUGGGUCUUCUUCUUAAUCGCGCUCGUGUUUUCCGUGCUUGCCUUCUUCGCAGGCUUCGUGGCAUGCUGCGGACGCUUAGGCUCGGCCAUCGCAGGACUCGGAGCUCUCGUCGCCUUGUUCUUCCACACCAUCGCCGUGUCGCUGAUGACAGCUGUCUUCGUUAAGAUGCGUAAUGCGUUUAUUGCGAGCGGCCGUGAUGCUAGCCUCGGUAGAUGGGCCUUCGGUUUCAGCUGGGGUAGCUGGGCCGCCUUACUGAUCGCCACAAUACUCUUCUGUCUGGGUAUCCGUGGUAGCAACGGUGAGAGUCAUACCGGUCGUAGAUGGGGCCGUCAGAGGAGUGUGCGGAGCCACCGAAGCUACGACAUGAACGGCCGACGUGUUAAGGAGGAGUAUGCCUAA
Messenger RNA from Daldinia childiae, 747 nucleotides. Its product is annotated as Protein SUR7. The record is from RefSeq and is a predicted model, not a curated record. Gene Ontology annotation, cellular component: cell cortex; plasma membrane; membrane raft. Gene Ontology annotation, biological process: endocytosis; septin cytoskeleton organization; fungal-type cell wall organization. The transcript has 2 exons. Lineage: Eukaryota; Fungi; Ascomycota; Sordariomycetes; Xylariales; Hypoxylaceae. The coding region runs from base 1 to 747 and encodes 248 amino acids.